AUGGCUUAUAAUUUUCCGGGUGUGCCAGCGGCUGCUAUGCCACCAAUGGGUAUGCUCGAAUAUCAUAACCAUACAUUUCACGUUAGUCGUUUUCACGUUUCACGUCGUUUGUUGGUACGUAUAUUUAGAAUAUCCUGUGUACUUUUUAGGUAUAGGGCCAAUGGGGCCUCUCGCUCCAAUCGCAGGCCCGCAAAGUUUUAUGGAAUUAGCGGGCCAAGGAUUUCCUCCUAUACCUCCACCGAUACCACUGCCUGGAAUGAACGAUUCUCCAUCUAGAAAUGACCGAAGCGAUCGAAGGGAACGGGACAGAGAAAGGAGGGAAGAUAGAAACGAGAGAGAUAGAAGGGAAGAACGAAGAUUGGACGAUCGAAACAGUAUAAAUUCUAGCAGUAACAACAAUAAUCAUAACAACAAUAAUCAUAACAGCAAUGAAAUUUCAUCGUCAAACACCGGCAACGCUCCAAAUUUGGGACAGACACAAAUGGAACAGACGACAGGAGUUUGGGGUAUGGGUGUAGGGUAUCCAGUGAUGGGAAUGGGUCCAAUGGGCCCAAUGGGACCUAUGAUGAGCGAAAUGACUCUCGGACCGCAUAUGGGACAUACGCAUAGCUACGGACCCAUGAGCAUGGGAAUGAUGUCGCACGACGGUAGUAUGAUAGGUGCGCAAAUAUUAGGACCGGAACAAAUAAUGAACGACGCUGCCCAAAUUAUGAGCAGCGCUUUGCCUCCUCCACCAACGACACCGCAGCAAGGCACCAAAGAAAUCAUACAUUGCAAAAGUUGUACGCUGUUCCCACCAAAUCCGAACGCUCCACCGCCAACAACCCGCGAGAGGCCUCCAGGAUGCAGAACAAUUUUUGUCGGAGGUUUGCCGGAAAAUAUCACCGAGACAAUUAUUCAAGAAAUAUUCGAAAGGUGCGGAGAGAUAACCACUUUGCGACUGUCUAAGAAAAACUUUUGUCACAUACGUUUCGUACUGGAAAGUAGCGUCGAUGCGGCGAUUUAUUUGUCCGGAUACAGAGUUAGAAUAGGAUCCAGCGGCGAUCCUGCAAACACAGGCAGGCUUCACGUGGAUUUUGCUCAGGCCAGGGACGAUCAAUACGAGUGGGAGUGUAGACAGCGUCAACUACAGAGAGAACAACGCCACAGGGAAAGGGUUGAAAAAGAAAGGCAAAGGGCACCGUCCAGUCCUCCUCCAGUGGUGCAUUACACGGACCACGAAGCAUCGAAUAUUUGCGAGAAAAUUAAGCAGGACGACACGUUUAUGAAAGCAGUGCAAGUUGUUGUGACAUGGCUCGAGCGUGGAGACUGUACCAAACGCAACGCAAACACUUUUUACUCGAUGAUCCAGUCGACGAAUUCUCACGUUCGAAGAUUGCUCACAGAGAAAGUCGCGUACGAAGAGGAACUUCAGAAAGCGAAAGAACUCAUGAAAGGAAGGAUGCAAGGGCUCUUGAUACAAUGUACGUUUAUAUAAUCUACAUAUACGUUUAUAUAUAUAUAUAUUUUUUUUUUUCUACAACACAGAGCUCUGUACUACCGUACAUUAUUUAUGUACACAAGAGCAAAUCUACGUACAUAUUGCUUUAUCUGGUAAGUUCUUUUUACCAUAAAGUUCGAAAGGGUUCUAAAAUUCUUUGA
This is a messenger RNA of Heterotrigona itama, 1641 nucleotides long. The record is from the annotation of a GenBank genome assembly. NCBI's taxonomy places the organism in Eukaryota, Metazoa, Arthropoda, Insecta, Hymenoptera, Apidae.